Lottia gigantea (owl limpet) is the source of this 1539-nucleotide messenger RNA. RefSeq lists its product as hypothetical. The coding region runs from base 1 to 1539 and encodes 512 amino acids. NCBI's taxonomy places the organism in Eukaryota, Metazoa, Mollusca, Gastropoda, Lottiidae. The transcript is spliced from 2 exons. The record is from RefSeq and is a predicted model, not a curated record.
AUGAAUAAUUCUAUUCACGCAAAAGCACCGGACGAUGAAAGAAUUAUGUAUCCUUACAACGAUGGAAAAGAAUUAAACAUGGAUGACAACUACGAAUUUGAUGAUUUCUAUUACCUUACUAUUCAAGAAGAGAAUGAAGAACGAAAUAUUAAAAAUCUUGUGGACGAACCCAAACUACAACAAGAGUUAACGAGUUUGAAACGUCUUAUUCAAGUGGAUAAAACAAGUCAGUUGCAAAAUUUAAUAUCUAAAUUAGACGAAAAGAUUACGAAGGUAAAAAUAGACGUCCAACGUUUAAUAGACAACCCAAAUGUAAACGAGGAUAGAUUGAAACGAAAACUAACCGCUUUGGAAAGAAAACUUGGCGAAUUGCUAGCAGAACUAGGCAAGACCGCGGACAAAACCGAGUUACGAAAUUCGAUAUCCAAUUUGAACGAAAAGAUCGCGAAGCAAAAACCAGAUGUUCAAGAUAUAAUUAACACACUUCCCAUUGACAAAGAUACGUUGAAACAACAAUUGACUGCUUUGGAUACUAAAAUCACGGACGAAUUAGAAAAAGAAGUGGGUGUGAUUAAAAACUUUGUUCAAAAUAAAUUUCGAGAUGAUAUGAAAAAUUAUAUUAAAGAACAGGUCAAUCUUUUGGUAUCUAGAAUUCAGGACGAUUUUUUGACACAAGAGAGAAAGUUGAGCAAAUUAGAAGCUAUUGUCACGGACAAAUCGUAUUAUUUCAAUCUUCCAUUCGAAAGUGACACUGUCUUCGAUAGAAAAGACCAAAUUUAUAAAUCAAACAAAUACGGAUUCAAAGCAGAAAUAAAAGUAGGUACUCUCAUAUACGGAGAACCUAAAAACGUAUUCGAUAUCGGCGAAACGCAAGAGUUUACUUUUCGAGGUAAUUGUCUGAUUCAAAUAGAGUUUCCCAUGAAGGUUAAAGUCAAUAAAGUAGUCUUCAAACAAGGCGGUAGGGCCGUCAAAUAUAUUUCAUUAUUCAAUGAUGGUAAUUUGGAAGAGAAUAUACGUUUGAUUGAUAUAAGGAAUCAGGAAAUUGAAACGAAAAAUGGUAAAUAUAUAGACACCUUUAAAAUGGAAGUAGAAAAUAAAGAUAUAAAUAGAUUUAGAAUCAAAGAUUUAGAUAUGAUAUUGGAGACGGAAAAUCCACCAUCAACCAACAUUGUCCAAGUUCCACGACACUUAAACGUACCCGGAAAAAUAGAAUCGAGCAGUCACGAGUUUUUACGAACAACAGACUUUGAAUACGUAAAACUGUAUUUUGUUUACGAUGAAAAAUACCGCGCGAUCGAUGUUCAUAAAAGUCAACAAGAAAGAGAGUUUAUAGUGCAUUUAUCGUUUGCCGAAGGUUCCGACUCAAUCCUUAAUGCGGGUGGUUAUAUUUUUAGAGCCAAGAUAAACAUCGAAAAAGAAAAAAGAAAAUAUUCCUAUCAUCUUAAAGAGGACCAUACGAAAAAAGAAAUGUCGUUAGUACGCGUAAAUGUUUUUACUUUUAAGAUAUUCCGUGGUUCCAUUUAUCGGAAAUUCACUUAA